AUGAGUAGAAAUAACGAUACAAACAUCAAAAUUUUUCAUGUUCGUUUGCCAUUUAAUACGGAGUCAUACAAACUCUCAGUUUUGGGUAAUUGCGACGCUUUAGGCAAUUGGAAGGAGGAUAAAAUACAGCUCCGUCAAAUUCGAAAUACUAUUUGGAAAUCUGAUCCUGUGCACAUUCCAGUAGAUUCUAAUAUUAAAUACAAAUAUUAUUUUAAAAAAGAUCAACCUUUAAAUGAAGAUUCAUUUAUCGAUUAUAUCUACGAGACUAUCGAAUCUCCUGAUAGCUUAAAUUGUGGUUUUUUAGAUUAUCAAUAUAUUUUAAGAAAUUACAGAGAAGAAUUUAAAAAUAUUAUUAAUUUCAUUAAGCAGUGUUUAUUCACAAGCAAACCAAAAAAAACAAAAGAGCAAGUGUUAUUUUUGUGUGUUCUCCUUGGUGAUAACAUAGAAUACCGGCCAUUUAAAUCCAGUCUUCCAUAUAAUUUUCCAUCCUCCAUCAUGCUAAAGGAAUUUAAAAGCAUCGAUGAUUGUUAUGGUCUGCCUUCCAAUGCGAAAACUAUGAUUGAGAGAGCCAUCAAAGCUUUGAUUCAACAUAACUCUAAGGGUGGUUUCCUAGACUGGAUUAUAAUCUUUGCGCUUGCUGCUAAAUUGGAUAUGCCAUACUCAUUUAUUGAUUCGAUAGAAAUAUAUGAUUAUGAAAAGCAACCUAAUCACUUCGUAAAACUAUUGAAAGAAAUAAAGCCUAGCAUCAAUGAUCUUAAGAAUUCUAAUUCUAAAGCAUCAAAUAAAACGAUUAUUAAGCUUGUUAAAAUCUCAUAUAAUGCAGAAUGUCUCGUACACCUGCAGGAAUAUUUUAAAGAUUUGGGGAGUGACUAUUAUAUUAAAUAUGAAGUUCGUAAAAAACUUUUGGAAUUGCUUAAAGAUAUAAAACUACAUUGGAAUAAAGAAAAUAUCUCCUCAAUUCACAGGCUUCUUAUGGAACCUAAUUUGGGGUGGCAAAAUAAAGACUACAUUAGCGUACUCAAAGCAAUUGCUGGAUCCAGUCAAACACUUAUAUUAGAAUCUUUUCCUGAAAUUUUUAAAUUUAUCUCGGGAUUGGAUUUAGAGGAAAUUAAAAAAGAUUUUGAGCGUGAAUCAAUCACAUGGUUUAUAAAAAUCUAUAAAAAAUAUAAGACCUACGAUAUCUUCCAUUAUCUUUCAAUGAUGCAUACAACUUCGAAGUAUGGUCGAGAAAUAUUAAACAAGUUGUUAAACCAUAAUAUUAUGACGUCAUUAUCCGAUGAUUCUUUAUUUUCCAUUACAUCGUCUAUUGAAGACUUUCAUGAAGACAUAAUAGUCCAUUUUAUAUCUUUGGUAAAAGAAAGAGUAGGACUUCUUGUUCAAGUUCCUAAUGAGCGUCUCUUGGAAAAAACCAAGCAGAUUUGUGGUAGCACAACGAGUUUGAAUAUCCGAAAUCGUUCUUGUGAAGAAAUUUUAUGUUUUAUACUUGAUCGCUUACAACAAGCAAAGGAUGUUAAAUUUUCAGAAAUAGAAUCUUUUCAACUUUCGAUGUUUCAAUUUGCGAAAUUUUGGAUGACAAUAUUUAAAGCAGAAGGUCAUACUGAAAAAUUAUGUUCUCAUCCAUAUUUUAAAGAAGCAUGCGAGACGGUAAUUCAUAUAGCUACGAGCAUUAAAGAUCGUACUAUUACAAUAAGAUUACUUCAAAAAAUUUUUAAAUAUUUUUUUAUCAAAAGCAACAGAGUUCUCAGGGAUUAUCUUAAUUCAGCUAUGAAAAAUUAUCCGGGAGAAUAUAAUAUAAUUCCAUGCGAAGUUAUUGAAGAAAGUUACAGCCGAUGUUAUGAAUACAUUUUAAUUUUGGAACGUCUCCAAAAAUUUUAUAAACAAUUCUGUCCUUCUCAAUUAGUUACAGAUGUGAAACAAUAUUUGGAUAAUUUAGAAAAAAGAUCAAUUGACGCCACACUUGAAGAAACAUACAUCGAAGAUCAUUGGUCAAUGCAUUCCAUGACUAUUGAAAUUAUGAAAAAUCAUUAUCACUUAAUUGAAUCACAAACUUUCUACAACGCCUUUCAAAUUGUAUUGAAGGAAGAAUUGACUGUUAAACAAGUAAUGAAUGAAAUUAUUAAAGAAGUCAUUGAAAAUUAUAAGACAAUAUGCGAAGAAUAUGAUAAAUGGGAAGAAGUUAAAUGUUCUGUUGCAAAUGAAUUCUGGAAAAAUGUCGAUAUUAAACAUGUUGAAAAAGAAAUUGAGUUUAUGAGUCCUUAUGUUGAAAAGCUUAAGUCGAGUAGUAAUACUGGAAACAACGAGAACAAUAUUCAAAAAUUGAUUGGCUCAGUAAAACUUUUAGUUGAUAUCUCCCCGGCAUUGGAAAGACUAUAUCAACUUCAGAAUGUGAUUAAAGGUUUAGGUGUAAUUCAAUGUGAUCAAGAUUCUUGGAUCGAAGAACUAAUAAAGAACUUAGAAGAUGAGGAGUUACUGCUUUAUCAGCUAUAUAAAAUUUUUUAUCGACUUAAUGAAAUUGAAAAGAAAUCAUCGUUAACAAAUGACGUUUGGUCAAUAAUUACGGAAAUUUCUUCAGCUAUAGAUUUUGUUAUUUUUCUUAAGUCACUUGUCGGUCAUAAUCUCAAAAACUUAAUCAAUGGAGUUGAUGAUCAUUCGGAUGAACGUUUGAUCCAAGAAAAUACUGUCCAGACAUUUAUUCAAGUAAAACAGAUCCUGGAACCUUUAUUAGAGGAAAGGAAAGGAAAUUAUAAACAGUCAGCAGAACAGGAAUUGCAAAAAUUCUUGCUAAAUUUACAUGGUAUCAUAAAGAAGAAUUCAUCUCUUGUUUUCAAGUUACGAUUAUGUAAUGCGAAUGCGCAAGCACUAAUGAAUAUGUACAAAAAUAUUUCUAAUCGUGGAGAGAUAACAAAAGAAAAGAUUUUCUAUUCAGUGACAAAGGGCGUAUAUUCAUUUGAGAGAAUGAAGGAUGAUGAUAGUAGAUAUACCGCAACAUUAUCAUAUUCUUCUGACAUUUUAAGGGACGGCACUGCGAAAUAUACCUUUGCCGACCUUCAAGAUUUGCGUGGUCGAGCCUUAUUGAUCGCGAAAGCUCCUACAAAUGCAAAAGCUUUCAUCAAUGAGAAGACUUUAGAUAAUGAAAGCAUUAAAGCUAGCGAAAUCACGUUGGAUCACAUGAAUCAAUUUGUUAUUAGAGUUGACCUCGCACAAGAGAUAAUUGAUACUGCAUCAUCGUUAAAGGAACUUGGACAUUUUAAGUAUCGUGAUUUUCAGAUAUCUACACGUUCUACUCAAGAUAUGGAAAGAUUGUUGAAGACUUUGCAAGAUGAUUUACAAAAUUGGGAAAAAAUUGUUAAUGAAGCACAGAAAAACCACUAUUAUUUAACCUUUUUCCUAGCACAGCAUAUUUUAAAUUUUUAUGAUUAUUUUUCAUGCAGCGAAAAUAUUGCAACUACACGAUCUGAUAUCAAAGAAAAAUGUUCGAUCCUCUUGAGAUACGUCAAUGAUAAAGCAGAAUUACCAAACAUUGAAUCUGAUAACCUUAAUAUCUCUCUUGAACCAAAAAAUUAUUAUAGAAUAUUGUGCAAGAUUGGUACCAUAUUACAUGGAAUAUUCAGUCAAAUUCCUACAAUGAAACGCCAGAUGACAGCCAUUGUUAAUCAUGAGACCGUAAAUGAAGUUCGUCAAGGGCACCUUUUCAUCGCAAAAUGUAAUAAUAAAUUUAGGGUACCUAAUAUUAUCAUGUCUUUAUGCAAUUUACAUAAUAAAUGCUAUCCAGAAGCAUGGCAACUUCUAAUUUGCAAGUCUUCUACUACAGAAGAAGAACUUCUCACUUUCACAAAACGAUGUUUUUAUGCUGCAAAGAAUGGAUAUGGAGAACAUCUACUUUUCAUUGCUAAUGUAGAAUUUCUUGAUUUUGAAUUGCAAUAUCAGUUGGUAUCAAGCAUACGCUCUUUAUGUCAACAAGAUAACCAAUUUUACCUGGUCUUAAUUUGCUGUCUUGAAAAUAGCAUGCAUCAUCAUAUACUCGAUCAAUUUUCAGAACAUACACACGUGAUUCAGGGUAUUGAUGCGAAUUCAAUGCACAACAUUUACAAAGAAUUGUGUCCUAAUGUAAUGGCAGUUUCUUCGGAUUUAUCCGGGCAAGGAAAGACCAAGUGGAUUGAAGAGCAAAGUUUCACCCAUGAAUUGGUCCCCCGAAAAUUUUUGAUAAGUGAUGGAAUGACAUUUGGAAUACUUGUGCAUAAGUUGUCAGAGAUUAGAUUAAAAGAUACUGAAAGUUUACAUUUAAAUAUCACGUUAAUAGACCAUCACUAUGAUAUAAACAUGUUUCUAUUCGAAUUUCUUUCACUCAAAAUUGUGAGAGACAGAACUGAUUUCUUAAGUAUUUCACCGAUGCAAAUAUAUAUAGAAAUAGAAUCAUCCAUGAAUCAAGACUUACUAAAUGCAAUUCCAAUUAUCGGACAUUUAGAAAAAAUGCAUUUGACAUGGAAUAUCAACAACACAAUUAUUCCUCAAGAUGUGAACAGUCCUAUCCAAAUUGUUGCAAGUUAUUUAGAUGCGUAUGAUCGUAACACAAUCAAUUCAAUUGACAUCGCCCUUAAUACUGAUAGAGAAGAGUUAAUCUCCGAAAGUAGUUGUCGACAACUAUUACAAAAAUACUUUUUUGAUAAAAUUACUCAAGAAAUAAAAACAUAUCGUUUUCUUGAAAUAUUUGUCAAUGUUCUUGCGGAUCAAUUGAGAAGAAUGUCAUCUAGUGCAUUCUUUCGUGUGGAGAUAUUAAAAUUAAUGGAAGCAGACAAAAAUAUCCGAAUGACAUUAUUAGAAACGUUAAUAGAAGUAUCUAUGGAGUUUGCAACUCGAUCAGUGAAUUUGAAGAAAGAUCAGCUCAAAAAUCUUUCUGAAAAGAAUAACAAGGAAAUAAGCAUCACGAACAUCAAACAUUGGGAAGAUUCAAAUCACUUAUUAGUAUUUUUCUUGUCACAAUCUCCUGAUUCUAUCUGUGCACUUUAUCGGGAUAGAAACAAGGUUCCAAAAAAUGUUGAAAAUUUGUUAAGGAGCCAACAUUUUCCCGCAAAUUCCAAUUUCGUUCUAGAUAAUUAUGAUAAUAUGUCCUGUGAAGAUAUUCUGAAGAAAUUGGAAUGCUUGGCACGAACAACACACGAUGAACGUGAAUAUGCACCAUAUGCACUUUCUGCAGAUAACCUUUUAAAGAUGGCGCUGAUUUUAUUAAGAUCAAGAGCAAAUGUACCGGUAGUAAUUUGCGGUGAGGCCGGAUGUGGCAAGACAAGUCUCAUUCAGUUCCUUUCAGGAGUCGUUAAUGUUAAAUUUAAAAUUCUAAACCUACAUGCUGGAGUUACUAAGGAACAAAUACUUGAAUUUCUAUUUGAUGCGGAAGUUGCUGCAGAGGAAGGUGAAAUAUGGUUGUUUUUUGAUGAGAUUAAUACAUGCAACCAUAUCGGCAUUAUUGCAGAUCUCAUCGCUCAUCGGUUACUUCUAGGAAAAGAAAUUCAUAAAAAUAUUAGACUUUUUGCAGCUUGUAAUCCUUAUCGUUUUCGUCAAAAAGCUGAUACUCAAGCAGGACUCUUAACAGACAGAUAUGAAGAAAAGAAUAGUCUUGUCUAUCAAGUACGACCACUUCCGGACCAAAUAUUAGACUAUGUUUGGGAUUACGGUGUUUUAAAGCCUUCAAAUGAAAAGAUUUAUAUAAAUAUAAUGAUUAAAAAAUCUCAGGAAAAUUUACAAGAAGUGGAUUUAUUUACAGAGCUAUUAUUUGCGUCUCAAGAGUUUGUAAGAGCUCAUGAAGGAGUGCAUAGUGUUAGCUUGCGUGAUGUAAAAAGAGCUAUAAUUAUAUUUAAGUUCUUUUGCAAAAGUUUUGAUGAACGUCAAAAAAUAGCAGAAAAAAUAUCUGAACAGAAUGUCAGAUCUAAAUUUAUGCGCAUAGCAAGUGAUAUAAAAUCUUAUUUUGAAGGAGGUCCAAAUAAUGUUAUCAAAUCAUAUAUAUUAGCACUAAGCCUUUGUUAUCAAGUUCGAUUUUUUGAUCAAGAGCUACGUUAUAGAUAUCAGGAAAGAAUGUGUGAAAUUUUUGAAGAGAAUGGAGUAGAAAUAGAUUAUAAAACUUUUAUGGAAGUUGUUCAAGGAGAGCAAAAAGAUUUUAUGAAACGUAUGACGAAGCCAAGUAUGGUUGCUGAGAACUUUGCUCUCCUUGAGAAUGUACUUGCGAUUACUGUAUGCAUAUUAACUCGUAUUCCGUUAUUUAUCAUUGGUGCUCCGGGUGCAUCAAAAUCUCUGGCUAUUCGUCUAGUUAGUCAAAGUCUUCGUGGUAAUGAUUCUGAUGAUCCAUACUUUAGAACUCUUCCUCAAGUAUAUGUGGUUCCGCACCAAGGAUCAUCAUCUUCGACAUCUGACGGUAUCAGUACAGUAUUCGAUAAAGCAAAUAAUUAUCAAAAAGGAAACUCGGAAGAAUUUCCGUUAAUUACUGUAGUUUUACUUGAUGAAAUUGGCUUAGCUGAAAAAAGUCCUCAUAAUCCAUUAAAAGUUUUACACUCUUUACUUGAACCAAAUUAUCCUGCAGAACUUCCAGAAGUUGCCGUUAUAGGAAUAAGCAAUUGGAGACUUGACAAUUCUAAGUCAAGUAGAGCCUUACUAGUACAAAGACCAAAUCUUGAGAGCAAAGAUCUUAUUGAAACAACAAGAUUGUUAUUGGGAAAGGGCACAGAAUCGCAAUUUAAAGCUUUGGCCGAUUCUUACCUUGAAUACAAAAUUGUUCAACCUAUUAAUAAUUUUCAUGGGCUUCGGGAUUAUUAUUUUUUAGUCAAAAGCCUUAGCGGUGGAGAGUCUGCACAAAUGGCACUAGCAAGAAAUUUUGGAGGAACUAAUCGAAUUGAUGAACUUUACAGAGUUCACUUUGAUAAAAUUAUGACAGAAUUUCAUGUAAAUAAGAUUGAUGAUGAAGAUAAUAGUGAGAAUAAUAUUACUGCAUUCACUUUCUGGGAGCCUAUAAUCAUGAAUACCAAUAUUAUAGAAGAAAUAAAAUUUGAUGAAUUGGAUAAAGAAUUCAAUUUUGAUAAUUAUCUAUUAAAACGACAAUCGGAUAUUAUGAUUAAUCAAUUUUGUGACAUUAUUGACAGCAUUUGGAAGAAAGACGAUAAUAUAAAUAAGGAUGACGAUGACUUGGAUAGUGAAUUGGACAAAAACAAUAGCACUAGUGACAAAGAUUUUGAUAAAAACAAUAGCGCUAAAGAUGACGAUGAUUUGGAUAGUAAAUUGGACAAAAACAAAAAGAAACAGGAUAAUGAUAAACAACAUUCUAGUGCUUGUAAUGAGAACAACUCGGAUGAUAUACAAAUUAAACUUCAACUUUGGCAACGUUGUGUUGCAAAUAUUUUGUCAAUUGCUUGUAAUUUAUCAAAUUCAUUUGAUAAUCCAUCAUUAAAUGUGCUUCGGGUAUAUAAUGAUUUGUCUAAAUCAAUACCUUUAACACAAAUGCUUCAAAUUAGGCAACAUGAAACUGAUCUGUUUUCAGCACAAUCUAUUAACAUUAUUUUUAAAAUGUUUGACCAAGUAGCGAAGACAGAAAUUAGUUUGUUUUCGAAAAGAUCUUUUAUUUAUAGAUGUUUAAACAUAAUUCCACUUGAAUCACCUACCCGUUCUCAUCUUUAUGUAAAAAUAUUUUCUCAAGAACCUUUACCAUUUACUUUCCACAUCAUCUACUUAAUUUUUGAAUCAGAAAAUAGAGCACAAGAAGAGCUAUUGUUCUUUAAUAUUAUUAAUAACCCAGGAAUACUAAAAAGUACCAAGCGACUACAAGUUAUCGAAAAUAUCUUAUCUAAUCAAACGAACUCUGAAAUGGCAGCAUUAUGUUGUGAUUCUUUAUAUUUGAAAGGAUUAACAACCUAUGAAAUUAAACGGUUCUGUGAAGCGCAACAACAAAUUUUACCAUGGGUCAGAGUCUUAAAAACAGAUUGUGAUAAUCGUCUUGGAUUUAACCCUUAUUGGUACUUAGGACAAUUUAAACAAGUCGAUCUUCUAGUUAAUACAAUUUCUUAUAGUGAUGAAAUAUCAGUUAGCAAUUUAUUUAAUUCGUUUAUUGGAAAUAAUGAGAUAACUCGGAAAAUUUCAUUAGCGGGAAUGAUAAUAACAAAAUUUUAUCUUAUCAGAGCAUCACGUGAAUUGAAUACGAAUGAAAAUCUUUUAAUACAAAAGAUUUCUAAGUAUCUACAUUCAUCACAACUUCCUGAAAAUUAUAAGACGUAUCUUUCAAACUUUAUGACAAAUAGUCAUCAAUUAUAUAAGCUAACUCCAAAUAUUGAAAAUAUUGAAGUAUUUAUUUCAUCCGUUGUGGCUCACGUUGUAGCAUUAAAUAUUUCAAUUUCUGUUAAUUCAUCUCCUUUAGCCGCAUACAUGCAAGCAUUAUAUGAUCAUAAAGACACUUAUAUAUUGACAUGUCCAUCAGAUGAGUUUGCCUCAAUAACAAAUGUCAUGAUAGCAAAGGAUUCGGGAACAAGAAGAUAUCAGUGCAAAUGUGGACUUCCUUAUUUUAUUGGUGAUUGUGGACGUCCAGAUCAAAUCGGUGAAUGUAAUCAAUGCAAAAACAAAAUUGGUGGUUUAGGACAUAACCUUAAUGAAGGAAGUAGUAGUAUAGAUAAUGAUAAGUUAAAACAAUCUGUUGUAGCAAAUGAUAAACAAGGCUAUAUAAUUGAAGAUGUGUUUGAUACUUAUCAUACUGUUAGAAAUUUGCACCUUGCUUCUUACAGAAUUCUCCAUCUGUUCUUGCAUAUAAUUAUUGGAGUUCAAGCACAUUUACCAACUACUGUUGCUUUUAUUAAUAAUCAAGAAAUUGAUAUUGUUCAAUACUGCAAAAAGCACAUUGAAAAUGAUUGGAAAACAUUGAAAAAUAUUUUUAACUGCGAAGAUGAAACUUUUAGAUCUAUGACAAUAUUAGAAGAGAUUAAAAAUUUAAUCCAUCAAGAGCCAAUACCUGCCAAUAGCAGACCAUUAAUAUCUGACAAUCAAAUAGAAUUACUUUCAGCGUUAGAAAUAAUUAUUUGCUUUUUAAAACAAACCUCUGGAGACCAAAAUACUUUGAUUAGUGAUUAUAUAGAAAAAUGGAUAAAAUUAAGCUAUCAGGCUAAUUUAAAUGAAUCUUUAAAGCAAGAUAUUAUAAAAUCGAUAGAUUUUGAAAAGUCAAUCUUUGAAAAAUCUGCAGAAAUUCCAGCAAAAGCAUUUUUAACUGCAUUGAAGAGAUUGAUCGUAAGAUAUUUGUCAACUGAUAAUGAAAUCAUCAAAGAAAAUGAUCUUCUUUCUUUGUAUCUUUUAGAGAAUGAAUCUCUUGGAUGUUGGCCUGAUUACGUUUCUAUAGAUAUUAUAGAAGAUAAAUUUCCAACUACUUUAUUAACCUCCCAUAUAUAUAAUGCCUACAAGUUUAUCGAAGAGAAACAACGUGCAUUCGAUCAAAAAAAUCAAACAGCGAGUAAUCAAAAUGAACAGUAUAUUCAUUUAAACAAAAGGUCAAAAAGAGGAGCACGAUAUGGAAGAUUUAGAAAGUCUUAA
Molecule: messenger RNA, 9546 nt
Organism: Dentiscutata erythropus
Lineage: Eukaryota; Fungi; Glomeromycota; Glomeromycetes; Diversisporales; Gigasporaceae
Source: the annotation of a GenBank genome assembly